Molecule: messenger RNA, 2883 nt
Organism: Diplodia corticola
Lineage: Eukaryota; Fungi; Ascomycota; Dothideomycetes; Botryosphaeriales; Botryosphaeriaceae
Exons: 3
Coding region: 1-2883 (960 amino acids)
Source: RefSeq, a predicted model, not a curated record
AUGCCGAACUUCAUGCCCAAGGCUUUCACGCGCAGAAAAUCUUCGGGAAACGCGCUGGAGGAUUUUGACAAGCCCGGGGAGCCGUCUUUCCGGGUCAUGCCUCGGACAGACCUCCCGAAAACAGCCACAACCGGCGAGCUGAGCUUGGGUGUCAGGCGUGCCUUCAACCCGCGCCCGGUGAGCUCGCCCUUGGGGCACAUGCAGCCUGCUCAGCCUGCACAGCACCUGCGGCAGAACUCGUACGACGAGAGCCCGUACGCCGGCCCCGGUAACAGGGGAAGCAACGGCAGCAGUGCCGCCAACUCCAGUGCCUCGCGGUUCUACGACACGGGCUCAUCUGCGCGUCACAGCUCGACCUCCACCCUGCCCUCUUCCGCCGAGUUCGACAACGACGAUCUUUUUACCAAAAAGGUCCCCGUCCCAAGCGAAGCCCGUGACCGCACCUCGUCCUUCACGAGCAUAACUGGCCGUUUUGCGUUUCACCGGAAGUCAGGAAAGGUCGCCGGGUCGCCCACUAUCAAGAAUGAUUCGGAGGAUGUACACUCUGGUCGGGAUCGAGCUAUGACCGCAAGCAGUUAUGCGAGCACGGCCCAUCCUCCUAAGCUCGAGAACUUGCCAGCAACGGAUUUUGGCAACGACUUUGGAGAUCUUUUCACCAGUUUUGCCUCCCAGCAGCGGAAGAGCGCUAUCCUCGAAGAGUCGCCCCUCCCGCUGCCCCCUCCGCUCGCCAUGAGAUCCGAGUCCGAGCCCGCGCUACCUCCGCCUCCCAAAACCUUUGCGUCGUCCAGACCCACCCAGCCUCCAUCUCCCAUCCGCGUUGACAGGACUAAAGACGUCAACGGGUCUCCGUACUCGUGGGACAGCCGCGACUCGAAUGAUAGGCUGAUGGCGUCUCCUGUUGCCGCUCAUUCCCCCUACAACGAAAGGGUUCCCCCGGUACCUCGUCACUCCGUCCCACUGUCGGCCAGCCCACCACCGCUUCAGGUCCGCACUCAUUCCAACCCGGUCUCGGAGCGUAAGUCUGUCCGCAACGGAGCCAUGAAGGCUCCUUCGCUGCCCGUGGAGGAUGAAGAUGCCAAAAUGGUCCGAGAGUCUUUCCGGGCUAGUCGCGAUGCCAAGGAGCUGGAGGGGGCCCAGACUCGCCAAAACGGGUCUUCCGAAUCCUCCGUGAAAACACCGUCUUUCUCUUCAGCGCACUCGAGCAUUCAGUCCCAACACCAAGCGCAGCCUGUCACGGCUGCAUCUUCCCCGGACUCGAUGGCUGAGGCAACACCCCGUGCCAAGGGUGUCAGCACGGCCAAUGAGGAGUCGCGCCCCUUGUUCAGCAAGACGCCCCCCACCCCACUGACGACCAGGCCGGGCGUCCGCUUCGAAUCACAGAAGCCUGCGCGCAUGACUCAGGCCGAAUUCGCUGUUCUACAGCGUCAGCAUCAGAAAGACCCCUUGAGUGAUGACGAGUCUGACGUGUCUGAUGAAUACAUUGAUGACGACCAGGAAGAGGAGGAACGCAAGAAGAUCGAGGAGAUGCGCAAGAUCCGCCAUCAGCAGCAAGAGAAAAUGAGCGCGCAUCGGGAGAUGAUGAAGAAGACCGUUGGUGGCAUGAAUCAGUCUCUCGGUGGCCGUCCUGUCAGCAUGGAGAGGCCUGGCAUGAACAGGGCUAGCAUGAGCACGUCGGAGCUUCUCGGAAACCGAGCUUCGUACUUCGAUGGCAAUGAGGACGAGGAUGAGACCGACGACAUUCCCCUGGGCAUCCUGAAAGAGCACAAAUUCCCCAAACUCGGCAACCGCCUGUCGCACCAUAGUUCGUUGACGAAUCUUCGCUCGGCUUCUGCACAGGGUAUGCGCCCCGGCUCAGCUGCUGGCUCCAUCAUGGGGGGUCCUACGAACCUUCCACCAUUUGCGCGUGGCCUUCCAGCGGACCUUCCCUCAGAGCCUUACCUCGGCGCCAACUUGGUCCAGCAGCCUAUGCGGGAGUCCAUUGGUUACGGGGCCAUGGGCCCCGCUUCCGUGUAUGAAGGUUCGGCCGGUGGCAACGCGCAGCCUACGUUGGUCAACAUGAUCGCAGAUGCUGAGCAGGCGAAGGAGGCUCGUCGCGGCGGCGCCACGAAAAUCUUCGGCACUACCGCCACAUACGGACAACGGUUGCCUCAACCAGGACAGAUGGGCCAGGGCAUGGGCCAGGGCAUGGGAAUGCUUGGGCUUGGAAUGGGUAUGCCUCAAGCGCAGCCGCAACAGAUGUUCAUGCCGCAACAGCAGCAGCAGCAGCAGCUGAGCAUGAACAUGCAGCAGAUGCAGAUGCAGCAGAUGCAGGCAAUGGCUCAGCUUCAACAGCAGAUGCAGAUGAUGCUACAGCAACAGCAAAUGGGUAUCCACCAGGGUGUGCCGCAGAUGGGCAUGCAACCCGUGAUGCAGCAAGGCAUGAUGGGCCAAAACAACUUUGGGGCUCUUCUAGGCCAGCGUCCGAUGUCCAUGGCCAGCGCGCAGGGGCUUGGCCAGCAGCGUACGAGGAGUAUGGUAAACCCGCCUUCGAUGAGCUUCGGUGGGCUGCAGCAGCAGUUCGGCAGCCAUCUAACACCUGGCUACGCGCCGUCUCUUGCGCCAUCUGAGCGCAGCAACGUAGGCAAGUCUGCCCGCUACAGGCCCGUUACUCAGCCGAUUCAUGACGGUAGCUCCACAGUCAUGUCUCAGUCGACCGUUCAGCCCGGCCAGCCGGAUGCGAACCGCUUGACGAUCCGGGUCAAGGCGAAGUCGCCCAAGUCGCAGACAGGCGGAGCGAACGAGGACGACGACGAGGGCUGGGGCUCGCCGAAGAAGAAGUGGUCGGCGAAGAAACGGUCACAGUCGGACAACCAGCUCUCUGACUUCAUUCCGGCCUUCGAGUGA